Messenger RNA from Megachile rotundata (alfalfa leafcutting bee), 1723 nucleotides. It is a transcript of the gene Spindly, whose product is annotated as spindle apparatus coiled-coil protein 1 spindly. The record is from RefSeq and is a predicted model, not a curated record. Lineage: Eukaryota; Metazoa; Arthropoda; Insecta; Hymenoptera; Megachilidae.
UAUUUUAAAAACACUGUCAUUUCCCGCCAUUUCCUCUUUCUCCGUCCCCCUCUAACGGUCACUCUUUGUGGAGAAAAUGGCACAGAGGACGAAAAGAGAGGAAGUAAAAAGGAAAGGACAAAAUAGAAUGGAGGGGGAAUCAUCCAACAAAGAUGUCUACGGCUUAUAUGUACAACACAGUUCGCUGAGUAACGGUCAAAAUUAGAUCGAUUUCCAAAGAUCGUUGUUUUCAUACUUCAAUUCUUCGAAAAACAAAGUCCUGGAAUAUGUCGACAAGUACGUUAACCGACGAGGAGAACGAAGAAUAUGUCACAGAAAAUCCGGAAGGAAUUAACAACCGUUCCUCGGCCUUAUUAAAAACUGAAAAUGAAAAAUACCGGCAGGAAAUUCAUAAUUUAAAACGAAAACUCGAACUGAACGAGACAAUGCUGCGAGAGGUUCAAGAAGCAAACGAAAUGCUUGAACGCACCCUUGAUCAACGUGUCUUAGAAAAAGAUAAAAUUAUUUCCACGAUAGAAGAAAAACAUCGCGCGACUGUGCACGAUUAUGAACGCACGAUUUCCGAUCUUGAAACGACAAUAACGAAACAAACGACCGAAAUAGAAGAACUCAAACAACACUUGAAUCAGAAAGAAGCCGAACCCCUAACGACCACUACCGAUCAGAUUUUAAAUGCAUCGUUCGAAGCUGCCAAUGCUUCCUUAAACGAUCAAAUCAAUGAACUUUUAUCGAUCAUUCAAGAAGAAAGGAAACAGUACAAAUGCGCUGAAGACGCGAUCGAAAAAUUGCAAAAUCGGUGCGACGAACUUGAAAGUUAUUCUAAUAAUAUGAAAGAACGAUUAGACGAGAAAACUAGAGCGUUAGACGAUGCACGUGCAGAACUUGCUUUGAGGCAUACGGAAACAGCAGCCUUAGAAGCGAUUCCUACGCGCGACGCGUGUAAAGGUAAUUCACUGUUUGCCGAAGUGGACGAUCGUCGGCGAAAUGUGACAGACAAAAUGAACGCGUUACGAGAGAAAUAUACGGAAAUAAAACGUGUAUGUAAAUCUCAAGCUACAGAGAUCAAAAUGCUGAGAGCAGAACGUGCUGCAGCCUACAGAAAGUGGGAAAACGAUGCGGAUCAGGUAUCGGCUGUAAACGAUGAAUUGAUUCAAAAAUACAAGAACAGAAUAUCGGACCUUGAGAGCAAAUUGAAAUUGGAAAUCAAGAAGAACGACGAUACGAAAAAAGAGGACAGUGGCGACGUAGUAUCCCUCCAAUACUUUCAGACUCUGAUGUACACUAAAAACAAAGAAAUGGAUCAGCUGAGAGUAAAAAUUGAAGAUCUUUCUACAAAGAUGUUGGUGCAAGAAGAAACAAAAAUGAACACUAUCAAACAGUUGCAGUAUUGGCGGCAUAAAGCGACUACUUUAGAGGCUCAAGUUGCUGCUCUACAAGCUGAGGCGAAAUCGGACGUCACAAAUGAUGCAGAUUGUACAAUUUCAAAUGAAUAAAAUCUCCCGCCUAUAAUCAUAGCGACGAAUAACAAAUAUAAAUUCGUCACAAAGAGAUUAAACUAUUUAUUAUUAGGAAGCAAACAUCUGUUUGGUAGUUAUUGAAAGAUAACGAAAGAUCUAGUUCUAAUAAAUCUGUGGAAAUUGUGUUGUUUAUCGAGUAUUGAAUAUCAUAUUUUUGUAAAAUCUAUGAGUAUUGUUACAAGCAUUUUAUAAAUACUGUUAUGAUA